Cercospora beticola is the source of this 1472-nucleotide messenger RNA. RefSeq lists its product as uncharacterized. Lineage: Eukaryota; Fungi; Ascomycota; Dothideomycetes; Mycosphaerellales; Mycosphaerellaceae. The record is from RefSeq and is a predicted model, not a curated record.
UCGUUCAAGCGAUCAGCAAGCAGUCACGUAAGCCCGCGUGCGGGCUCUUGCUUGGUUUUAGCUCCAAACUCAACGGCCACACACACCAACAACAUCUCGUCGGCGUGAUCGCCACUAGUUAGCACGUUCCUGCCUGUGGCGCCGGAUCUUCAUAUGAACACAGGGCUGAACUCCGUGAUGAGAGCUCGCCCACCUUGAACAAUGCUACGUGAGAGUCACCUGCUUUCCCGCUCCUCCUGUCACUUGACCGAUUCUUUCUUCCCUCGUUUGCUUGCUGUUGACUUGCCGCAGUCAUGACUUCCCUUUCCGCGCCUCUGUUGCCCAUGAAGGCCGAGGAAGACGCUUCAAAACUCAACAUGGUGCCUGCUUUUCUUGCCAAUCCUUCGACCACUUUCACCAAAAAGACCAUACACGGCGAGAAGCUCUACAAUGAUAUCCUCAAUCAAACGCUGGGCUUUGAAAAGCUCUAUUCGAUCAUCAUGCCCUCUCGAACCGACUUGCGGGACUCGCUCCAGCUGGCCGCUGCUCUGACGGAUCUCAAGAUCGACAUUGUCGAUGGCAAAACUGCUCCACAGGACCCAAAGGCAUUCCCACCGCAUGCAGAUGAUUUUGGCACCAAUAAUUCUGCCAUUGGAGCGUGGCGAGCACACAUGGAUGUUCUGAGAAUGAUUGUCGAGCAGAAUAUUUCUUCUGCUGUGGUGAUGGAAAGCGACGUUGACUGGGACUAUCGCAUCAAGCAACAGAUGCAAGGCUUCGCCCGAGCCUCAAGACUUCUUCAACAGCCAGAGGCUCACAAUAGUUGGUUCGAGGAUGGCGAUCGCCUCAUCCACCCGCUGCCCACCAUCACCCCAUACGGCGACGACUGGGACUUACUCUGGCUCGGCCACUGCGGCAUGGACCUGCCUUCCCCAGAUGGCCAUAUCCCGAUCGGUCGCGCAGCCUAUCAUGACAUAACUGUACCACCCAUCGAGAAGAUGAAACUUCGUGGCAAGUUCAAGAACGAACUCAAAGACGCGUACGGAGAGUGUACUCGCAUCGUUAGCCAUACAGCCGAUCCUCUCUGCUCCAUCGCCUACGCCGUGUCUCAGCGCGGCGCACGGAAACUUGUCUACGAAAUGGGCGUCCACAAACUCGAUGCAGCCGCGGAUCUUAUGUUCGCGUGGGCAUGUGAUGGAGUACAUGGAAGAAAAAUGCACAACUGUCUUACAGUCAACCCGCAGAUCUUCAAUCAGCAUCGAGCUGCAGGACCGAUGAGCAAGGCGAGCAAUAUCCAGCACUACACAGGCAAAAUCCGACAUUCGAGUACCGAGAACGUCAUGUACGGCACGAAAGUCAAUUUUGAAGCCCUGGUCAAUGGGAGACCAGAGAAAGAGUUCGUUGAAUAUGGACAUGAUUGGAGUCGCGAGGACGCAGAGGCGAAGAAGGCCGAAGCGGAAAAGGAGAAGAAGAAACACGAGAAAACGGGGCAAUGA